AUGCUUGAAAAGGUUACUCCUGCAACUACUGAGGUCCCCACUGCGACAGGGCCUCAGGAGCCGGCGUUGGAACAGCAGAAUGGUGUGCGUAUCGCAGAAGCCGUGACCAAGUCAUGGUCUAAAAGCACUUUGAUCCAGGUGUAUAUCUGCAUGUGGCUCAUGUACUUUGUACGAGCGCUCAAUGGAAGCCUGACAAGCAAUCUAGCCCCAUACAUCACCAGUGACUUUAGUAAUCAUUCGCUACUCCCUGUCAUUCAAAUCGUCGUUAGUAUCAUGAGUGCGGCAUGCACGAUGCCAAUUGCCAAGCUGCUGAACCUAUGGGACCGCACCGUUGCGCUAAGUCUCAUGCUCGUCGUUGCUAUCAUUGGCCUUAUCGUCAUGGCGUGUUGCCACAAUAUUACCAUCUACUGCGUUGCACAGGCAUUCAUUACGGUGGGCCUCACUGGCCUCAUAUUCUCGCUAGAUGUGUUGACUGCAGAUACCUCCACAGCCCAAGAUCGAGCCCUUGCCUUUGCCUUCACCUCGUCGCCAUACAUUAUCAUGGCCUUCGCCGGAGCGCCGCUUUCUGCCUCCUUCAACGGGCUCAACUGGCGCUGGGCCUACGGCACGAUAGCAAUUCUCCUCCCCGCGGUGACCGUCCCACUGAUCAUCAUUUGGGAGCUUGCCAAACGCAAGGCCCAGCAGACAGAAACACUAACCCCCAUCCAUGCCGAACGUUCCUUAGCCCAGCACAUCCGCUACUACCUCAUCGAAUUCGACAUUAUGGGCAUCCUCCUCCUGAUCGCCGGCUUCUCCCUCUUCCUACUCGCCUUCGCGCUGGCCGGCUCACAGCCCCAGAAAUGGCAUUCCACGCACAUCAUCUGCAUGAUAGUGAUCGGCGGCGUGACGAUCAUCGUCUUCGCGGCAUACGAGCGCUUCUUCGCCUCCAAGCCCCUAGUCCCCUAUAACCUCCUCGUGUCCCGCACGGUGACAUUCACCUGCCUCCUGAACCUAACCUACGUCAUCGCCGCCGACUGCUGGGCCAGCUACUUCACCUCCUUCCUGCAGGUGGUCUACCACGUCUCGCUCACAGAAGCAGGCUACGUCGUCGCGAUCUCGAACCUGAUCUCCCCGCUGUGGCUCGUGGGCGUCGGCUUCCUAGUCCGCUGGACGGGGCGCUUCAAAUGGCUCCUCCUCUGCGCAAUCCCAGUAUACCUGCUCGCCAUCGGGCUGAUGAUCUACUUCCGCUCCCCGGGCCACAGCAUCGGCUACAUCUGUCUGUGCGAGGUGCUCAUCGGCCUGGGCACGGGGACGAUCAUCGCGCUGGAGCAGACGGCCGUGACCACCGCAACCGAGCACAAUGACUACGCGUCCAUGCUGGCCCUGCUCGGCUGGGUGGGUAGCAUCGGCGGCGCAAUCGGGAACAGUAUCUCCGGCGCGAUCUGGACAAACACCCUGCCCCAGAAGCUGAGGGAGUAUUUGCCUGACGAUACCAAGGCGCAGUGGAAGGAGAUUAAUGAUUCCCUGUAUGUGCAGCUCAGCUAUGAGGUCGGGUCGCCGACGCGUGUGGCUAUCGAGCGCGCGUAUGCCGUUAGUCAGCGCAAUAUGUUGAUUGCGGGGAUUGCCUUUAUGGCGUUGACCGUUGUGUGGGUGUUGGGUAUUAAAGAUGUGAGGGUUAAGGGGAGGGAUAAUAAGGGGAGGGUGCUUUUUUAG
Aspergillus pseudonomiae is the source of this 1692-nucleotide messenger RNA. Its product is annotated as major facilitator superfamily domain-containing protein. The coding region runs from base 1 to 1692 and encodes 563 amino acids. Gene Ontology annotation, molecular function: transmembrane transporter activity. NCBI's taxonomy places the organism in Eukaryota, Fungi, Ascomycota, Eurotiomycetes, Eurotiales, Aspergillaceae. The transcript has 3 exons. Gene Ontology annotation, biological process: transmembrane transport. The record is from RefSeq and is a predicted model, not a curated record.